Molecule: messenger RNA, 2635 nt
Organism: Zonotrichia leucophrys gambelii
Lineage: Eukaryota; Metazoa; Chordata; Aves; Passeriformes; Passerellidae
Gene: WRAP53
Product: WD repeat containing antisense to TP53
Exons: 11
Coding region: 17-1669 (550 amino acids)
Biological process (GO): Cajal body organization
Cellular component (GO): Cajal body
Molecular function (GO): RNA binding; protein binding
Source: RefSeq, a predicted model, not a curated record
GUGGCCUCUCGCAGUCAUGGCGGCGCCCGUGUUGGACGCCCCUCUGGGGGUCCCCGAGUCCCCCGGGACCCCUCAGGACGCGGCCGCGGCGGAGCCCGAGGAGGAGGAGGAGCUCGAUUUCCCCCAGUACGAGUUCGGCCGCCCCCCCCACCCGGUUUGGGGGGCUCGGGAGGAAUUCGCGAAGCGCCCCGAGAAUUACCUGCGAGGCUGCAAAUGGGCCCCCGACGGCUCCUGCGUCCUCACCUGCAGCAACGACAACGCCCUGAGGAUCUUCGACCUCCCCCUGCCCCCGGGACCCCCCCCGGGCGCGCCCCUCCCCCAAAUGCUCCCGGCCGUGCAGGUGGCCGAAGGUGACACCAUCUACGACUUCACCUGGUACCCCCUGAUGGACUCCAGCGACCCCCCCAGCUGCCUGGUGGCCGCCAGCAGCCGGGACAGCCCCGUGCACCUCUGGGACGCCUUCGAUGGGAGCCUGAGGGGAUCGUUCCGGGCCCACAACCACCUGGACGAGCCCGUGGCCCCCCACUCGCUGGCGUUCUCCCCGGACGGCUCGCGGCUCCUCGGGGGCUUCGACGGCGCCGUGCGCGAGUUCCCGACCGAGCGCCCGGGCCGGGGCGGGGCCCAGCGGAGCCUGCGCCAGGGCAGCCAUGGCCAGCGAGGCCUGAUUGGCUGCCUGGCCUUCAGCCCCAGCCAAUCGCUGUUUGCCUGCGGCUCCUAUGGGCGGAGCCUGGGGCUGUACCCGCUGGAAGGGGGCGGGGCUGUGGCGCUCUGGCCCCGCCUCCCGGCCGCGCCCACUCACCUGCGCUUCAGCCCCUGUGGGACUCACCUGUACGCCGGCGGGAGGAAGGACCGCCACAUCCUGUGCUGGGACCUUCGUGUCCCCGAGCGUCCCCUCCUGGCGCUGCCGCGGCGCGUGGCCACCAACCAGCGCGUGACCUUUGACCUCGACCCCUCGGGGCGGUUCCUGGUCAGCGGUGACACCGAUGGCUUUGUCACCGUCUGGGACACGCUGGCCCCUCCCCCCGGCCACGGGGACCCCCCCGAGCUGCCCCCCCUGCUCCGCUUCCGCGCCCUCCGCGACUGCGUCAACGGCACCAGCCUGCACCCCGCGCUGCCGCUCCUGGCCACGGCCUCGGGCCAGCGCCUGUUCCCGGCGCCGUGGGACAGCGACGGUGACGGGGACGGUGACAACGAGGGGACACCGGCGCCGGGCGGGGACAUCCGGCUGCAGCUCUGGUGGUGGGGACACGAGGACACCGACGGGGACACCCCCGGGGACAACAGGACCAGAGAUUGUCACCUCAGCGGGGACACCGAGUGUCACAUCCCUGGGGACAGCGGGACAGGAGAUUGUCACCUCCCUGGGGACACCGAUUGUCACCUCUCUGGGGACACUGGGACUGGAGAUUGUCACCUCAGUGGGGACAGUGGGACAGGAGAUUGUCACACCCCUGGGGACACCGAUUGUCACCUCCCUGGGGACACUGGGACUGGAGAUUGUCACCUCAGCGGGGACACCGAGUGUCACAUCCCUGGGGACAGCGGGACUGGAGAUUGUCACCUCCUCAGGGACACUGGGACUGGCGAUUGUCACGCCCCUGGGGACACCGAUUGUCACCUCCCUGGGGACACUGGGACUGGCGAUUGUCACCUCCCUGGGAUGGAGUGACACUGAGUGUCACCUCCCCGGGGACAAUAGGACUGGUCAUUGUCACCUCCCCGAGGACGUCAAAUGUCACCUCCUUGGGGACACCUGGACCAGCCAUUGUCACCUCUCUGGAGACACUGGGACCUGAGAUUGUCACCUCCCUGGGGACACCGAGUGUCACAUCCCUGGGGACAGCGGGACUGGAGACUGUCACCUCCGUGGGAACACCGAUUGUCACAUCCCUGGAUCCACUGAGUGUCACAUUCCUGGGGACACUGGAACUGGCAAUUGUCACCUCCCUGGGGACAUUGGGACUGGAAAGUGUCACCUCCCUGGGGACACGGAUUGUCACCCCCUUGGGACAACGGCUGAGACACCCUCAGGGACACGGGCCAUCCCACCUCUGGGGACGCGGAUUGUCACCAACCCCAGGGACAUUGAUUUGUCACCCUUGGGGUCCCUGGAGGGUCAUAGCCCCCCUGGAGACCCCAAAUGUCACCCUAGGGACCCUGGAGGGUGACAGCACCCUGAGGACCCCAAAUGCCCCCCCAGACCUCGGUUGUACUAAAGCCGUUGUGACUGUCACCCUCUGUCACCCCUGUGGCUGUCACGGGUGGGGGCGUGGCCAGACCUGCCCCACCCUCCCUGCCAGGUGCCCCAAAAUCUUCCCCACCCCCUCGGUGGUCCCCACCCUCCAAUUUUGGCAUUGCCCCUUUAAGAGACCCCCACAAAGGGGCGGGGCCUGUUCCUAAGGAGCUUCACUGUCACCAUGGCAACGGUGGGGUUGUGGUGUUGCCAUGGAAAUCUGUGUGGCGCUGCUGGCCACGCCCCCACCCCGAGGCCACGCCCACAGCAUGGUCAGAUCUGUGGGUGUGGCCAUGUUAACUUUUGGUCACGCCCCUUCAAAAAGACCACGCCCCAUUUUAAGUGCCUGCCCAUGCUAAUUGCGCUAAGCCACGCCCCCAAAUACACACCCCCAUCCCCAAA